AUGAUACGUUACCUGGCGGUGCUCACCGCCGCCUUGCACCUCGUGCAGGGCCAGACCGAUCCGUGUUUGCCGGGCGUUACCUGUGCCACCUUCAACUGCACCGAAGACAGCCGAUGUCUGAACUGGAACCCGUCGGGCGGGGUGCUGCUGCUGGCGCACCCGAACUGCGCCAAGUUCUACAAGUGUGCCAACGGGAAAGCCUGCGAGUACGACUGUCCCGCCAGCCUGCACUUUAACGUGAACGAACUGGCCUGCGACUGGCCGGGGCGGGCCUGCUGUGAUCCGACCGUCCCGUGCAUUCCGGACGAUCCUUGCAUACCGGGCGUGACGUGCCCACCGUCACCGUCCGAUCCGCCGAUUACGACAGCGGCCCCUCCAGGGCCGGUGACGCCUACGCCAGCACCCGUCACGCCUGCGCCACCGGGUCCGUGCGUGCCGGGACUCUGUCCAAACUGCGUAAUCGACGCCCGGUGCCCGAUCAACGAAGACCCGAACAAUCCGACCGUGUUUGCGCACGAAUCAAACUGUGGCCUGUUUUACAAGUGCGACCUCGGCAGCCGCUGCGUCGUAUCGUGUCCGGCGGGGCAACACUUUAGCACGCAGACGCGCCGCUGCGAGUUCCCGAAUGUGGCCUGCUGCGAUCCGACCGUAGCCUUUACAUGUCCACCGACCGGGGGUGAAAACUGUUACAACGACAUGCGCUGCCCGGCGAUCGAUGGGGUCAAGCCGACGCUAUUCGCUCACUCCGACUGUGGCAAGUUCUACAAGUGCGCUAAUCGCCGGGCUUGUGAGCACUAUUGUCCGCCAGGGCUGCACUUCAACUCCUUAGAGUUCGUGUGCGAUUGGCCCGGAAGUGCCUGCUGCGAUCCGACGAUACCGUGCAAUCCUCCGUGCAUACCGGGUGUCACCUGCCCGCCGAACAGCACCAGGCUCAGGAUGCAACUUUCGCUCAUCCUGGUUGCCGCCCUGGCCGUCACGCUCGCCAGCGGACAGGCUCCGUGUGACCCGUCGGUCACCUGUCCCACGUUCAACUGUCACCCGCACGCCAGCUGCCCCUCGCGGGAUCCGGUUCACGCGGUGCUCCUGCCGCACGUCGAUUGCUCCCGUUUCUACAAGUGCAGCGGCGGGAACGCGUGCGAGCACAUCUGCCCCACCGGCCUCCACUUCAACGCGGCCGAACUGGCCUGCGACUGGCCAUCGCGUGCCUGCUGCAACCCGGCGCUUCCGUGCAAUCCGGACGAUGAGAUCGAAAGCGACUGCAUACCGCACGCCAACUGUCCGGCCUCGUCGUCGCAAGCCGUGCUGCUACCGCACAACGACUGCUCAAUGUUCUACAAAUGCACCGGCCAGUUUGCAUGCCCGAUGGACUGCCCGCCGCUGCUGCACUUCAACCCGCGCCUAAGUGCGUGCGAUUGGCCCGAGCAGGCGUGCUGUGAUCCGUCCGUACCGUGCGAUCCGUGCAUUCCCGGAGUAACUUGCCCACCGGUAGGCCCCGGAACGCCAGGUCCCGGUCCCGUUACGCCAACUCCCGCUCCGAUUACGCCGCCUCCCGCUCCGAUUACGCCGCCCCCCGCUCCGGUUACGCCGCCUCCUGCUCCGAUUACGCCGCCUCCCGGUCCGAUCACAACCACUCCAUCCCCGGGUGAUGUUCCUUGCGAUCCUUCGGUCACGUGCCCGCUGAACUGCAUCGCAGACUCGCGCUGCCCGGCGCGUGACGGCGUCCAUCCGGUCCUGCUGCCAAGCAUUAACUGCGCCAAGUUCUACAAGUGCCAGUCAGGACGGGCCUGCGAGUUCGACUGUCCGCCCGGCCUUCACUUCAACGAGAGCCAGAUGGUGUGUGACUGGCCGCACCAGGCCUGCUGUGAUCCGACCAUCCAGUGUAUCUGGUGCAAGUGCAAAGUGUCGUCGCUAUCUCCACACGGAACCGCCAUGAUGCGAUCGUUGGUGUUGGUGAUCGUCGUCGCGGCGAUCGUAAAGGGCGAUGUGGCGCAGUGGAACUGUAACCUGUGCCCGCAGGGAGCAUGUGCCAACGAUGCGCGGUGCCCCGCGGGGGACAACCCCUUCGAUCCGACCAUGCUGCCGCACGCCAACUGCAACCAGUUCUACAAGUGUUCGCAUGGCCAGGCCUGCGAGUACACGUGCCCGGCCGGACUACACUGGAGCCAAGCGCUGAGGCGCUGCGAAUGGCCACAUGUGGCGUGCUGUGAUCCCUCCGUCGAGUGCGCUCCGGGUUGUCCGGGUGUGUGCCCCCCGGUCACAACAGUCGCCCCGCCGCCUACAACGACCACAACGACCACGACCACUACAACAACAACGACUCCGAUCACGACCACCACGACGACGGUGCUCCCGGAUGUUCCGUGCCCAGCGUGCCUCUGCACACCGGAUGUCCGUUGCCCGCUGAUGGACGAUCCGUUCAAUCCGACUCUGCUGCCGCACGAGUUCGAUUGCACGCAAUUCUACAAGUGCACGUUCGGUGAACGCUGUCCAAUGGUGUGCCAGCCGGGCGAACACUUUAGUGCGAGGUUGCAACGCUGCGAGUGGCCACAGUACGCGUGCUGCGAUCCGACCGUCCCGUGCCAGCAGCUCCCCGAUCCGAGCGAUCCGUGUUGGCCUACGCCCUGCACCACCGCCAUACCGCCGUCGAGCUGCGUCCCCGACAAUGGCUGCCCGAUCGCGGACAAUCCGAUGAACCCGCUCCUGCUGCCGGUACCCGGCAACUGUACCGCAUUCUACAAGUGCCACUUCGGUGAGGCUUGCCUCAUUUCGUGCCCAGUCGGGGAGCACUUUAGCCGGGCUCUGCAGCGCUGCGAACGGCCGGAAGUGGCGUGCUGCGAUACGACGGUCGUUUGCUGUGCCGCCUGCGUGUCCCAGCGGCGCCGGGAGCUGAACCGACUGCUCGGCAUCAAGAGUUACGAAUGA
Messenger RNA from Anopheles cruzii, 2922 nucleotides. RefSeq names its product multiple epidermal growth factor-like domains protein 6. Gene Ontology annotation, cellular component: extracellular region. The record is from RefSeq and is a predicted model, not a curated record. Gene Ontology annotation, molecular function: chitin binding. Lineage: Eukaryota; Metazoa; Arthropoda; Insecta; Diptera; Culicidae. The transcript has 4 exons. The coding region runs from base 1 to 2922 and encodes 973 amino acids.